AUGGCGUGUAGGCCGCCAUGUCCAUGUCCAUGUCCAUGUGGCUGGAGCUGCUUUUGCAUGCUGUUCUUCCUUGGCUUGCUGCUCGCCGAGGCCGUCCAUGGCGCAUCCGCUCCUCCGACUCCAAGCCUCGUUCCAGCUGAAGUGCGCGUCCUUCGCCGGAUCGCGGCCAGACUCGGUGUGUCCAGCUGGGACUUCGCCGCCAGCGCUGGUCCCUGCGACCACGGCGACUCUGGGGUGCACUGUGACUGCACCUUCUCUAACGGCACUGCCUGCCAUGUCACCAAGAUAUUCCUCAAGGGGCAGAACUUCUCCGGUGAGCUCCCGCCAGACUUCGCUGACCUCCCCAACCUCCUCCAGCUAGAUCUAAGCAGGAGCUUGUUUCAUGGUGGAGUGCCUGACCAGUGGGCCCGGAUGAAGUUACAAGGACUGUCACUGAUGGGGAACAGAUUGUCAGGGCCUUUUCCCAUGGUUCUCACAAAGAUCACAACCCUGACUAACCUGAGCAUUGAAAGCAAUGAGUUCUAUGGGCCAAUGCCUCCUGAAAUUGGGCAUCUAAUUCGAAUAGAGAAGCUAAUAUUAUCAACCAAUGAGUUCACUGGACCCCUUCCAACUGCUCUUUUGCUAUUCAGUAAUUUAACUGAUUUGAGGAUUUCUAGCACCAAUUUUUCAGGAAGGAUGCCUGAUUUUUGGGGAAAAUUGAAAAGGCUUGAAAAAUUGCAAAUCGAAGGAUCUUUGUUGGAAGGGCCAAUUCCCUCGAGCCUAUCUGAAUUGACAAAUCUUUCUGAUCUGAGGAUUAGUGACCUGAGAGGUAGUGGUUCAUCUUUCCCUGAUUUAAGUGGAAUGACAUCCAUGAACAAAUUGGUACUAAGGAACUGUUCCAUCAGUGGAAGCAUACCUCCUUACAUUGGCACAUGGACAACUCUUAAGCAUCUGGAUCUCAGCUUUAAUAAACUGAGUGGAGAAAUACCACCUUCUUUUGCUAGCAUGGGAGUUGUAGAUUACAUAUAUCUAACUGGAAAUUCACUCACUGGGAACAUACCUGGAUGGUUACUAAGAAGAAACAAGAUUGCGGACAUAUCUUUUAAUAACUUCACGACAGGGAGUUCAGGUCCUAGCCAAUGCCUUCCAGGGAGUGUCAAUCUUGUGGAGAGCUAUUCAGCUGAAGCGAACAGUUUAAAUAGUAUUCAGCCAUGCUUAAAGAGGAAUUUUCCAUGUGUUUCUUCGAAUGGACAAUAUCACUCUUCAUUGCAUAUCAAUUGCGGUGACAAAGAAGCAACUAUUAAUGGAACUAAAUAUGAAGCUGACACAAUACCCAAAGGGGCAUCAUUGCUGUAUGUAUCCCCAGGCUUGAACUGGGCGUUCAGCAGCACCGGGAACUUCAUGGAUGACAACAUAAAUGACGACAACUACAUUGCAACAAGUGCAUCAAAAUUGGCCGUGUCCAAUUCAGAUCUGUACACCAAAGCCCGUCUUUCUCCUCUUUCGCUCACAUAUUAUGGGCUUUGCGUGUUAAGUGGGAGCUACACAGUUAAUCUCCACUUUGCUGAAAUUGUUUUCACAAAUGACAGCACAUAUUAUAGCCUUGGCAAAAGAAGAUUCAACGUGUUUAUACAGCAGUCGGCCGGUGCGGCUGCAAUGCCAGUUAUCAAGACUUUUCAAACAUAUGUCACAAAUCACACUCUAGAGAUUGAGUUCUAUUGGGCAGGAAGAGGGACAACUGGCAUUCCAUAUAGAGGUUCUUAUGGCCCAUUGAUAUCUGCAAUAUCAGUAACUCCAAAUUUCCUGAUUCCAUUGGCUGUUGAGCCUCCCAAAGCUGGAAGUAGCAAAAAACGGAGUUCAAGGGCAUCUAUUGCUUUAGUAAUUGGAAUUCCUAUUGUAGCAAUAUUCACUGCUCUGAUUGUCGGCAUUUAUUGUACUAAGAAGCAGAGAAAGAGUUCGAUGCAUAAAGAACUCAGAGCCCUUGACCUGCAAAUUGGCUCCUUCACCUUGCGUCAAAUCAAAGCAGCAACUAGGAACUUCGAUGCAGCUAACAAGAUUGGUGAAGGAGGAUUUGGUUCAGUUUACAAGGGUUUAUUAUCCGAUGGUACCAUCAUCGCUGUCAAGCAGUUAUCAUCAAGGUCUAAACAAGGAAAUCGGGAAUUCGUGAAUGAGAUAGGCAUGAUAUCUGCACUCCAGCAUCCUAACCUUGUCAAACUCUACGGCUGCUGUACAGAAGGAAACCAGCUGUCGCUAGUUUAUGAGUAUAUGGAAAACAAUUGCCUUGCACGAGCUCUUUUCGCUGAACAGUAUAGACUGAGAAUGGAUUGGGGAACAAGGCAUAAGAUUUGCCUUGGAAUAGCAAGAGGUCUAGCAUAUUUGCAUGAGGAGUCUGCAAUAAGGAUCGUGCACCGAGAUAUCAAGGCCAGCAAUAUACUGCUCGACAAAGAUUUGAAUGCCAAGAUCUCAGAUUUUGGGCUAGCAAAGCUUAAUGAAGAUGAUCACACCCACAUAAGCACAAAAGUAGCUGGAACUAUCGGAUACAUGGCUCCUGAGUAUGCUAUGCGUGGUUAUUUAACAGAUAAAGCUGAUGUAUACAGUUUUGGUGUUGUUGUUUUGGAAAUUGUCAGUGGAAAAAGUAACACAAACUACAGGCCGAAGGAAGACUUUGUUUAUCUUUUAGAUUGGGCAUGUGUUCUACAUGAGAGAGGAACUCUACUGGAAUUGGUAGAUCCAGAUCUAGGAUCCAAUUACUCAACAGAAGAGGCGCUCCUCAUGCUGAAUGUUGCCCUGCUAUGCACAACUGCAGCACCUACACUCAGACCAAAGAUGUCGAAAGUUGUUAGCCUGCUUGAAGGCAGCACCCCUCUGCAGCCUUUGCUGUCAGACCUCAGCCUUGCAGCAAAUAGCCUGAGCUCAAGUGGUGUACGCAGGAACUUCUGGCAAAACCCAAGUGAGAGUCAGAGCCUGACAGCACAAGCCUCAUGCAGUGAUACUAAUGAAUCAUCGACCAUUGAUAUAGAUGGUAUCCUGAGACCACUGGUAAGUUAG
Miscanthus lutarioriparius is the source of this 3027-nucleotide messenger RNA. The record is from the annotation of a GenBank genome assembly. Lineage: Eukaryota; Viridiplantae; Streptophyta; Magnoliopsida; Poales; Poaceae.